Neodiprion virginianus is the source of this 2434-nucleotide messenger RNA. RefSeq lists its product as uncharacterized. The record is from RefSeq and is a predicted model, not a curated record. Gene Ontology annotation, molecular function: chloride channel activity. The transcript has 9 exons. Gene Ontology annotation, cellular component: endoplasmic reticulum; membrane. The coding region runs from base 242 to 1684 and encodes 480 amino acids. Lineage: Eukaryota; Metazoa; Arthropoda; Insecta; Hymenoptera; Diprionidae.
CCGCGUGGGUCCAUCGGAAUAUCAACAUCAGCCGUUUCGUCCAAUUCCAACAGCCUUCGUAGUUCACUGCGUGCCAGUGCGUGCUAUUGUGAUCUUACUAUUGCGGCAUUGCAACAGACAUUUGGAAAAAGUUACCCGAUACAAGCAGUAGAGAAUUGACUAGUAGUUAACUGCUCUUGUACGGUUUAUCAUUUGUCGUAUUACAUUUUACCGUCUGCAGUAAUAUUUGUAUUGAGUUAAUAUGAGGAAUCUCGGUCUAUAUCUCUCUAUUUUUCUGCUAACGUGGAAAAUCGUGACAUGCGAAGAGAAUGAAGCCGAAGACCCGGUGUCUAUGACCAGGCACAACGAAGACAAAAAAGACACAUAUUUCGUGGAUCCAUACUCGUUUGAUUACGAUAGAGCAAACAAAAAGAUGGCCAGCGGGCAAGUGGUUCAGUUUCCACGAACUGAAGAAAAUUUUAUCAACGACGAUCAAUGUCAGCGAGACUUGAAACGGUGCAAAGAUACCCUUGAGAAGAUUGAACCUGAUGGACUCUUUGCCAAGCGACUUAUUAAUCUGUUGCUUUCAAAUGCUAAGUUUAAGGAAAAUGGUGAGCUGCUGAGUGGCUCCAUAUUUCUAUCUGGAACCAAAGAACAAAUUCAAAAAAUCCGAGAAUAUGGCAAUGGGAAAAUUACAAUGCGUCAAGUCGAUGCUAUCUUUACUGACAUUAUUAAGUCAACUAGUAAUGUAUUCACUGAGGUUCUUUCGGUAAUUGACCAGUUACUUGUCACCUAUCGUCAACAUGAAAAGAUCUUUACAACAGUGUUUGCAUCUUCAGCAAUACUCCUAUUCAUCAAACUUACAAACUGGACUACUGGGAAAGUUAUCAUUACCUUUAUUGCAAUUGGCUUUCUGAUCAGCUAUAUUAUGAUGUGGUCACAGCUUUUAAAGGAAGCUGAAAUUAAACACUUCACAGCAGGAAGAAUACAUAAACAACCACCCAUCCAGUGCGAGCCAGAAAAAAUGGGUACUUGGCACAGAAUCAUGGGUUACUUCGAUGGAACGGAUAAAUGCUUUGAGUAUUACAAAGCUAUCGAUUACGAUCCCUAUCACGAAGUCACUCCAGUGGAUGUACUCGUCGAGUUUUCAGAUCGACUGAUGUUACAACCAAUUGCGCGAUUUGGAUCUGGAAUCAGUCUUUUCAUUGACAAUUCCACCAAGCACUUGGGCUUUGGAAUGAGAUGGACCGUCACAAUUCUCCUUUAUGCUGCUAUUGUUAUAUUUAUCAUCUUGCUGCCUUUUUCUAUAUUUGGCGGUGCUUUUCGUGUCUGGUUUGGUCCAUUCGGGAUGUCUUUAGGAAAAUCAAUCACAAAUCAGAGUCACACACAACAAAUACACAUGGUAGAGCAGCGGGAACCUGUAAAAGUUAUUAAGCAGAUCAACUUUGACAGUGGGUCACAAAAACCAGCCUUGAGUACAUCUGCUCACACUGUAAGCAGUAAUGAACUAGCAAAAGUUGAGGGCAAAGCCGGAAAUGAGGAAACAACGGAGAAACAAUCAAGUUUUAGUACUAUGUGCAAAGCAUGUUGUAGCAAAGAUAUAUCCAGUUUGAAUGACUCACAUGUGACAGAGGGUGAAGAUCUGGUGAAUGAAUCGACGAAAAGUGAAGUUCGAAAAAAUGAGAAAGGAGACGGCGACUGUUGAACUAUACUAAUUGUUUCUCAGAUAUUUAACAUUUAUUAAUAGUACUACCGAAGUAAUGAAUAGUAGAUUUUUUAACGGCAAUUUAGGUAUUAUUAUUAUUACUAUUAUUAUUGCCUGUUACAAGGGAACCUGUUAUACCUUGGAUCUAUUUUCGGUUUCGAUUUAUUUAGAAAUCAGGCUGUGCAGAUGAUAAUGCUAACCGAAUUGAAUGUUAUUCUCUCGGGCCUUAGGCAUGUUAUAAAUUUGGAACAUUAAUUACAUAUUACGAUUUUACGUUUUUUGGGUCUUUUCUAGAAAAGUAGAUUAGGACUCAAGGUACACCCAGGUAAAGUCCAAUCUGACCCACCUAAUUUUAGCAGGGCAUAAACAAGGUUGGCAGCAGUAGCAUCUAAGUUACGUCUAUUGAAUAACACACGCUGUAUCUGCUUAAUGCACCACUGCGAUUGGUUAGAUACUGUCGGGACACAAAAAAAUUUGUUUUUUUAAUCAUGCGACUAUGUUUUCCUUGGUAGUAUGUACCUACCUAUUUAAUAUCUGGUGAUCACAUCAAAACACAUGUUGUUGGUAAAUUAUGAACAAGUUGUAUUGAUAAUAAUAACUAUGAUAUAUGUAUACUAACAUAAUAUUAUCGUAAAGUAUUUAAAAUAACGAAAAUUUCGGGAAUUGUGGUGUAAGGUAAAUGUAUUAGUUGCCAGCCACAGAUAUUUUACCACAGAAAUAAAUUAGCUGUACACUUGUUAGAAGAAUCAA